Messenger RNA from Brassica oleracea var. oleracea, 669 nucleotides. RefSeq names its product truncated transcription factor CAULIFLOWER D-like. The transcript has 8 exons. The record is from RefSeq and is a predicted model, not a curated record. Gene Ontology annotation, molecular function: protein dimerization activity; RNA polymerase II cis-regulatory region sequence-specific DNA binding; DNA-binding transcription factor activity, RNA polymerase II-specific. Gene Ontology annotation, biological process: regulation of transcription by RNA polymerase II. Bases 14 to 625 code for a protein of 203 amino acids. NCBI's taxonomy places the organism in Eukaryota, Viridiplantae, Streptophyta, Magnoliopsida, Brassicales, Brassicaceae.
CCUAAAGAAAAAAAUGGGGAGAGUGAAAAUACAGAUGAGAAAAAUAGUGGAUAGACAACAAAGAAAUAUUGCAUUUGCCAAAAGAAAAAGCGGGCUUCUGAAAAAAGCUUAUGAACUCUUUAUUCUCUGUGAUGUUCAAAUGGUUCUCAUUUUUUUCUCACCUUCUGGUAAACUUUUCAUGUUUGAUACGAAAACAAGGAUGGAAGAGACUAUAAAGAAGUAUGUGGAUGUGCCUAUACGUCCAAGACUCCAAGUCCAAGAGGAAGCGUUUAUACGACGGUGGAUAGAUAUCAUGCGUAUAGAAUCACAAUAUCCUGAAUCGAUCGUGAGGCCCAGAGAAAAUUUUGGCGAUGGGAUUCUUUCUCAAGCUCGAUCAAAGGAGAUCGAAGACGAAAUCUUCAAAUGCAAAGCCGAAAUGGCGAAAGUGGAACAACAGUUAGGGUACUUUUUAAAACAUCCAAAUCAGUGGGCAACAAGAGAUGACAUUGAGUAUCAAGAGAAAAUACUCGAGGAGACGUUGGAUAAAGUUCGAUCUCGGAAGAAAUGCUUGGAAGCUCAAAAUGAAGCCUUUGAUGCUUCUAAUUGCCUGCUUCAAACUGAUGUGGAGAUUUCGCCAAGUGGAUAAAUUUUAUUUUAUUCAUACCAUAAUGUCGAAUAAUGUUGAGAUCG